Molecule: messenger RNA, 3843 nt
Organism: Castor canadensis (American beaver)
Lineage: Eukaryota; Metazoa; Chordata; Mammalia; Rodentia; Castoridae
Source: RefSeq, a predicted model, not a curated record
AAAGUCUGGGCGAUGGUAAGGGUGGUGCUUUCUGGUGCAACUGCUUCUGAGAAUGCCUGAGGGGAAGUGCCUGGUCCCAAUUAUUGGCAACUUUCUGUAGAAUGUUCUAUAUUCAUGUCAAGAUGCUCUGAAGAUAGGAACUACCCCAGCAAUGUCUAGUGUUACAAAAUGACUAAAACAGAUUCUAGCAUCUUCCAUUUUGUCAUCAUCUUUGUGUUAAUACUUAUCAAGAUCUACAUCUCUGCUGAAAAUGAACUUGUAGUUGACAGGUCAAAAAUAGGCCUUACCCACAUUCCAAAGGACUUACCCAUGGAAACAACAACCUUAGAUAUGUCACAAAACUAUAUAUCUGAGCUUCAUACUCAAGACAUACUAUUGCUAUCGAAACUGAGGAUUUUGAUAAUGUCUCACAAUAGAAUCCAGUAUCUUGAUAUCAGUGUUUUAAAAUUCAACACGGAAUUGGAGUACUUGGAUUUGUCCCACAACAAGUUGGGGAUGAUUUCUUGCCACCCUACACUGAACUUCAAGCACUUAGACCUCUCAUUUAAUGCAUUUGAUGCCCUGCCCAUAUGCAAAGAGUUUGACAACAUGUCUCAACUACAAUUUCUGGGGUUGAGUGCUACACGGUUACAAAAAUCUGACAUGCAGCCAGUUGCUCGUUUGAAUAUCAGUAAGGUUUUGCUGGCUUUAGGAGAUACUUAUGGGGAAAAAGAAGACCCUGAGAGUCUUCAAGUCUUAAACACAGAAAGUCUGCAUAUUGUUUUUCCCGCAAGGAAAGAAUUCCAUUUUAUUUUAGAUGUGUCAGCCAGCACUGCAACAAGUUUGGAACUCUCGAAUGUCAAAUGCUUGCUAGAUGAUGAAUGUUCUUUCAUAAAUGUUCUGUUGAAACUUCAAAAGAAUCCAAAGCUAUCAAAUUUUACCUUAAACAACAUUGAAACAACUUGGAAUUUUUUCAUUGGGAUCCUCCAAUUGGUUUGGCAUACAACCAUAGAGUACUUCUCAAUUUCAAAUGUGAAACUAGAAGGCCAAUUUUACUCCAGCUACUUUGAUUAUUCUGGUACUUCACUGAAGACCUUGUCUAUACACCACGUGAUUACUGAUGUGUUCAAUUUUCCACAAAGCAAUAUCUACAUGGUCUUUGCAAACAUGAAUAUCCAAAACUUCACAGUGUCUGGUACACGCAUGGUACAUAUGCUUUGCCCAUCCCAAAUGAGCCCGUUUCUGCAUUUGGAUUUUUCCAAUAAUCUCUUAACAGAUACGGUUUUUGAAAGUUGUAGACACUUAACUAAGUUGGAAACACUUAUUUUACAAAUGAAUCAACUAAAAGAACUUGUAAAUAUAAUUCACAUGACCAACGAGAUGAAGUCUUUACAACAAUUGGAUAUUAGCCAGAAUUCUCUAAGGUAUGACGAAAAUGAAAACAACUGCUCCUGGACUAAAAGUUUAUUACAUUUGAAUAUGUCUUCAAAUAUACUUACAGACUCUGUUUUCAGAUGUCUACCUCCCAAGGUCAAGGUACUCGAUCUUCACAAUAACAGAAUACAGAGCAUUCCUAAACAAAUCACGAAGCUAGAGUCUUUGCAAGAACUCAAUGUUGCUUUCAAUGCUUUAGGUGACCUUCCUGAGUGCGGCACCUUCAGCAGCCUUUCGGUGCUGAUCAUAGACCAUAACUCCAUUUCCCACCCAUCAGCUGACUUCUUUCAGAGCUGUCACAAGAUUAGGUCAAUAAAAGCGGGGGACAACCCAUUUCAAUGUACAUGUGAGCUACGAGAAUUUGUCAGGCGAAUAGGCCAAGUAUCAAGUGAAGUGGUAGAGGGCUGGCCUGGUUCUUACAAGUGUGAGUACCCAGAAAGCUACAAGGGAACCCCACUAAAGGACUUCCACAUGUCUCCAUUAUCCUGCAACACAGCUCUGCUGAUUGUUACCAUUGGGGCCACCAUGCUGGCGUUGACUGCUAUUGUGACCUUUCUCUGCAUCUAUUUUGAUCUACCCUGGUAUCUCAGGAUGGUGUGCCAGUGGACCCAGACCCGGCACAGGGCUAGGAAUGUCCCCUUAGAGAAACUCCAAGGAACUCUUCAAUAUCAUGCCUUUAUUUCAUACAGUGGGCAUGAUUCUACCUGGGUGAAGAGUGAUUUACUACCAAACCUAGAAAAAGAGGACAUACGGAUUUGCCUCCAUGAGAGAAACUUUGUUCCUGGCAAGAGCAUUGUGGAAAAUAUCAUAAACUGCAUUGAGAAGAGUUACAAGUCCAUCUUCGUGUUGUCUCCCAACUUUGUCCAGAGUGAGUGGUGCCAUUAUGAACUCUACUUUGCUCACCACAAUCUCUUCCAUGAAGGGUCUAACAACUUGAUCCUGAUCUUGCUGGAACCCAUCCCACAGUACUCUAUUCCCAGCAGCUACCAUAAGCUCAAAAGUCUCAUGGCACGGAGGACUUAUUUGGAAUGGCCCAAGGAGAAGAGCAAACAUGGACUUUUUUGGGCAAAUCUAAGAGCAGCCAUUAAUGUUAAAUUGAUGGACCAAAGAGGAGAAGUAAAUCACAUACAGAAUUAAAAAUAAUCCUCUUAUUAAUAUUUCUACUUUUGGAAGUUACGAUAAUGAUUUUUUAAAAAUAAUGAUGUUAUUUUGCAUCAACACAAAUCUAAAAACAAUUUUGGCUUUAUGGUAUAGUUAUUGAUGUGUACUUUCAGGUCCUAGUUCCCUGUAUAUGUGAAUAAAAAUCAAUGGUAUGAUAUCAUUUUUUCUAAGCGGUUAAUUAAAAAUUCAUAAGAGAUUCUUUUGUUUCUUUGCUAUAGCUAAAUUCAUUGAAUUUAUUAUGAAACUAAGAGAAGCACUUGUUUGUCUUUAGUGAUGCAUGUUUCUGUGUACCAGAGUCAGUAUGAGAAAACUCCAUGACAUAUCCCUGCAGCUAGAUGGUUAGAGCAGAUUUCUGUAGCUGUUGAUACCCUUCCCAUUUCUAAUCCACAUUUGCUUCUUGUGUUGAAGGAUGCUCAUUGACAAUGCUGGAGACUCUGUGCCUGAAGGGUGUUUCCUGGCCAUUAUGCCCACACAAGGGCAAUGCAGAUGUGCUAGAGAGAUCUUAGAAGCAGCCCUCAACCAGUGUUGCAAUGUGAAUUGGUAGAUAAAUAACUCCAACUUUCUUCCUCAUGUUUUUUUUUUAAAGAUAAAUCUGGGAUAUGCUUUAUACUCUCCCUCAAUUCCCAAUGUGAAAAAAAUCUGGUUGUCUACAGUAGAAAUGUCUUGAUAAAGUAUAUACUUUAUUGGCUUCUCUCCUAUUUUUUCUCAUUUUCUUAUUCCUCUAUGAGUGUUUCCCAGGAUGAUUUCUAAAAUAAACUACUUGCGAUUGGAUACUUGAUUCAGGGUCUGCUUUUGGGGCGACACAAACAAAGAAUAUGUUCCACCUCAGUCCAUUGGGGAGACUGAAACUGGUUUUCUGUGACUGGUGAUCUUGCUGAAAUUCUAUUUGCAUAAGUUGACAUGCACAAAUGUCUUUCUCUUUUGGUUGGGAGGAAGAACAUAGCUGAGAUGCAGUGAUUCUAUAUCAGUAGCAUCCUUCUCUUUAGAGAGCUGUGAAAUAGAGCAUGAGCCAAUUGGGGCAGUGCAAGUGAUCAGUCAGGCUUUGGCAUCACUGUGACUAAAUACUGAGAAAAGCAACUUAAAAGAGGAAUAAUUUCCUUGGCUUAUGGUUUCAGAGGGUUCAAUCAUCAUGGCAGGGAAAGUGUGGUAAAGUAGAGCAAUUCACAUCAUGGUAGUUAGGAAGUAGAAAAAUGUGAACACAGAAAGGGGCCAGGGCAAGAUAUAGUAUAGCCCCAAGGACGCCCACCCCUUCCUCUGGGCAAAUGUAAC